This is a messenger RNA of Penicillium brevicompactum, 1338 nucleotides long. RefSeq names its product putative general stress response protein Whi2. The transcript is spliced from 5 exons. The record is from RefSeq and is a predicted model, not a curated record. Lineage: Eukaryota; Fungi; Ascomycota; Eurotiomycetes; Eurotiales; Aspergillaceae. The annotation marks the transcript as partial. Gene Ontology annotation, molecular function: RNA binding. Gene Ontology annotation, cellular component: nucleus.
AUUGACCAGCCUGAGACCAGUCAGGCAACCUAUAACACGGUGUCGCGAGAAACGCCGCCGUCAGACCCAUCAAUCACGGCGUGCCCGUCCCAUUCCACCGACUCGUUAGAGGAGGACCACUGUUACGCCGCGACUCCGCUUUCCCCUGCCUCCGCUUCAAGCUCCUCCGCACACCCUCCACCCUUCUCGUCUCUCUUUGUUUCGCCUUCGUCCGACUCCAAUCGCGCAUACAAAGUUACUGAGCCCGGUCCCGCUUGCCCACCAGCUUUAGCGCCCCCGACUCCUGUCGAGGAGUCCCUCGAGCCGGCCCCUUCUUCAGCGGUCGUUGCUGAUACAAAGGCUUCUUUCUCUGAACCUAAAAACGAGGGUUCCGCUGACGACAGUGAACCCCCUCCACCUUACACCGAAGGAUACAGUCCGCUUGAAUCAUUCACCUACGUUAUGGCUGCCGCAGGAGGUGCUUCGAGUAUCAUCACCCAGGUCUCCCAGACUGGGGGACCGCCAAUCAACACUCUCGGUGACAUUGGUGGCGAUGAAAACAUCUGUCUCGAACUUCGGAAUGUUCGUUUCACCCUUUCUCGGGAUGAGCUUCUGACUCUGCCGGAGUUUGUUCUCCUGUCUCUAUUCCCCAACGGUCUGCUGCCGGACGGCCACGCAACCACAAAUGGCUUCCACGACGGCGAGGUCUACCCUGUUGAUUAUGACCCCGCUGCUCUCCAGUACAUGCUGGAUUUCUUCCGCAACGUCGCCCAGACGAUCCCCUCAUCUCUGCCAUCUGGCUCUACUUCACCCGAUGCGGAACUUGCAGACGCGAUGCAGGGCUCCGCCCGCGACAUGCUGCAGGACCGUGCUGGAAUCAUUGUCCUCAGGGAAGACCUUGACUUCUACGUGAUCCCCCCGCGUGCUGACAUCGGCCACGAAGAGAUGCUUGAAGUCAAGCGCGCAGCUGGCCGGUCCCUUCUGAAACAAGAUGGGAUCUUCUCUGGAUUGAGAAAGAGUGAGGAAAUCGGAUCAACUGAGCAGCAUCUGAUUGAGAUGUUGACCGCUGGUGGGUUUGACCGCGAAGACCAAUGGGGCCACCGUGCCGCUGAGCCCAACAAGGCAGUUAUUUGCAGUCUUGCCUUGGCUAAACUCCGCACUGAUAUCCGAGGCGACUUGUCCAACAACAAUGCUGUGGGCAUGGCCCAGAAGCUUCUUCUGUUCUGGCGCAAGCCUGCCCGCCGCUGCUGGUGGGAGGGUAUUGAGCUUGAUGAUGUGGAGGGCGUUGAUGGUCAGGUCAAGGUCUGGAUUCGGCGCGUAUGGACAUUGGAGAUGGUAAGUUAUCAUUCCUUUUACUGA